AUGAACAAUAACUUCUGCCGGGCCCUGGUGGACCGGCGGUCCCUGGCGCCCCCCAGCUGCAUGCAGUUGGGCGUCGUGCCCCCUCCGCGCCGGGCGCCCCUGCCCCCCGCAGAGCCCCUGGGCAAUGUGCCCUUGCUGCUGUACCCGGGCCCGGCCGAGCCGCAGUAUUACGACGCCUACGCGGGCGUGUUCCCCUACGUGCCCUUCCCCGGUGCCUUCGGCGUGUACGACUACCCCUUCGAGCCCGCCUUCAUCCAGAAACGCAACGAGCGCGAGCGGCAGCGGGUCAAGUGCGUCAACGAGGGCUACGCGCGCCUCCGCGGCCACCUCCCCGGCGCCCUGGCGGAGAAGCGGCUCAGCAAGGUGGAGACCCUGCGGGCUGCCAUCCGCUACAUCAAGUACCUGCAGGAGCUGCUGAGCGCGGCCCCCGACGGCGCGCAGCCCGCGGGCUCCCCGCCCGACUGCCCGGGCGACAGCGAGGCCCGGGGGCCCGCCUCCCUGGUGCCCGAGCCUUCCGAGUCUUCCUGCUUCUCCUCCUCGCCUUUCUUUGAGUCGGAGGAGUCCAGCCACUGAUCGGGGAUAGAGGGGGCGCCGCAGAGACCGGAGGGGCCCGGUCGGAGCAGUGAGGGCGCCGGGCCCGGGGAAGUUGCGGGUGCGCACCACGCCCGCUCCAUCCGCAGGCAGGCCACCCAGGACGGCCAUCCCUGGAUCCCUCUCCCGCACUGCUUCAGCCCGCGGUGGUGGCCCUGCCCAGUCCUCUGUCCCACAGGCGCAGCCCUGUGUCUGCGACUCCCUAGGAGGCCGGCCCGUCUAUGAUUUGGAAGAGCCAUGCCCUUGCUGUCCACGAGAUGGCCUCACAUACCAGUGUCCACUUUGGGAGCUUGCCUGCCAGCCCCGGCCCCCACCCCACCCCGAGAGGAACCCAGAGGCGGAGGCGGAGGCGGAGGCCAGACUGCUGCUUGCACUGGGCCUAGACAGGACUUGGGAAGAAGCCAUGGGUAUGCCUUGGUGGCGCCCUCUGGCUUCCUUGAUGGUGAGCGAUUAUCCACCUGCACCCCUAAUCCCCUGGUGCAGCCUUUACAUACUAUUUCCCCCCUAGGUGUGUGAGGACUGCGUUUUUCCCCUUCAGCCUGUAUCCCUCUGUGGGCAGUGGGACCAUCCGGCCCUGUGUUUGUACCAAGAGGCUAAAUAAACGAUUUGUUGAGUUUUGUGAUUCCA
Messenger RNA from Suricata suricatta (meerkat), 1218 nucleotides. RefSeq names its product achaete-scute family bHLH transcription factor 5 (gene ASCL5). Gene Ontology annotation, biological process: developmental process; regulation of transcription by RNA polymerase II. The record is from RefSeq and is a predicted model, not a curated record. Lineage: Eukaryota; Metazoa; Chordata; Mammalia; Carnivora; Herpestidae. Gene Ontology annotation, molecular function: DNA-binding transcription factor activity, RNA polymerase II-specific; RNA polymerase II transcription regulatory region sequence-specific DNA binding; protein dimerization activity. The transcript has a single exon. The coding region runs from base 1 to 573 and encodes 190 amino acids.